Molecule: messenger RNA, 2282 nt
Organism: Eutrema salsugineum
Lineage: Eukaryota; Viridiplantae; Streptophyta; Magnoliopsida; Brassicales; Brassicaceae
Product: pentatricopeptide repeat-containing protein At2g36980, mitochondrial
Exons: 1
Coding region: 255-2132 (625 amino acids)
Biological process (GO): RNA modification
Molecular function (GO): protein binding; RNA binding
Source: RefSeq, a predicted model, not a curated record
UCGAUUCUCAGCCACCGCUUCGGCGCUUCGUGAUGUGAAACAGUAAAACUCGGUAUCGGUUUCAACUACAUCGCCGAAUUCACCGGAAAACUCAGAUAAUCCCGACCCCACUCUAGCCGAUGGCAAAUCUAUCGAAAUCUCCACCUCCGAUUCACUAGCCUAUUCAGCUCCUACGUCACCAGUGAAUCGAUUAUCCAUGUCUCACCUGUGACCACAAUAACACAACGAAGCUAUUCGACAGAAACUAUGCGUAGAUGUCUGCGUUGGUUCGUCUUACUUCAAAGGUUGCGUCUUUGGCGAAAUCAGGCCGCAUAACAAGCGCACGUCAGGUGUUCGAUCAAAUGCCUGACCGAGACACCGUCGCGUGGAACACCAUGUUGACUAGCUAUUCUCAUUUGGGUCUAGUUCAGGAAUCUAUAUCGAUUUUCACCGGUUUAAGAUUUUCCGACGCUAAGCCUGAUGAUUACUCGUUUACAGCGAUCUUGAGCAUUUGCGCGAGCCUACGCGAUGUUGGAUUCGGAAGACAAGUCCAGUCUCUAGUUAUCAAUUCUGGGUACGGAUCUUCGUUGCCAGUUAACAAUUCGCUUAUCGACAUGUACGGUAAGUGCUCUGAUACUCUUAGCGCAAACAAAGUGUUUCGAGAUAUGUUCGAUGAUAGUAGAAACGAAGUAACUUGGUGCUCGCUUUUGUUUGCGUACAUGAAUGCUCAACAGUUUGAGUCCGCCCUCGAUGUUUUCGUCGAAAUGCCGAAAAGGGUCGCGUUUGCUUGGAAUAUAAUGAUCUCUGGUCAUGCUCAGUGUGGAAAGGUGGAGUCUUGUUUAACUUUGUUCAAAGAGAUGAUGGAGAGUGAGUUUGAACCGGAUUGUUAUACGUUAAGUUCUCUGAUGAACGCUUGUGGUGAUGCGUCAAAUCUUGUUUGUGGGAGGAUGGUACAUGCUGUGAUGGUGAAGAAUGGAUGGGAUUCAGCGGCCGAGGCGAGAAACUCUGCGUUGAGCUUCUACGCGAAAGUUGGAUGCAGAGAUGAUGCAAUGAGAGAGCUUGAGUCUAUUGAAGUCAUGAGUCAGGUAUCUUGGAACUCUGUUAUCGACGCGUGUAUGAGAAUAGGAGAAACAGAGAAAGCUGCUGAGUUGUUUCGUCUUGCUCCUGAGAAGAAUAUCGUUACUUGGACUAGUAUGUUUGCAGGAUACGGUAGGAACGGAGAUGGAGAGCGAGCACUGAGACUCUUUGUUGAAAUGAUGAAACAUGGAGUGAGUUCUGAUCAUUUCGCGUACGGUGCUGUUCUUCACGCAUGUUCAGGUUUAGCACUUUUAGGACACGGAAAAAUGAUCCAUGGUUGUCUGAUUCAUCAUGGAUUUCAAGGUUAUGCUUAUGCUGGUAACGCGUUGGUUAAUUUGUAUGCCAAAUGUGGAGAUAUUAACGAAGCAAGUCGUGCUUUCGGGGAGAUAGCUAACAGAGAUUUGGUAUCUUGGAACACGAUGCUUUUCGCGUUUGGUGUGCAUGGUUUAGCAGAUGAAGCUUUAAAGCUCUAUGAGAAGAUGAUAGCAUCAGGGACUAAACCGGACAAGGUGACAUUCAUUGGAUUGCUGAUAACUUGCAGCCAUUCAGGACUUGUAAAGGAAGGUUGCACGAUUUUCGAAUCCAUGGUAAAAGAAUUUGGAAUCCCAUUGGAAGUAGAUCAUGUAACUUGUAUGAUAGAUAUGUUUGGGAGAAGUGGACGUAUAGCAGAAGCAAAGGACUUGGCUACAAGUUACUAUUCACUCAUCACUGACGCUAGUGGUGAUAAAAGUUCAUGGGAAGCUCUCUUGGGUGCUUGUUCUACACAUUGGCACACAGAAUUGGGCGGAGAAGUUGGCAGAGUUCUAAAGAUAGCUGAGCCAAGCGAGGAGAUGAGUUUUGUUUUGUUGUCCAACUUGUAUUGCUCGAGUGGACGGUGGGAAGAAGCAGAAGGUGUGAGGAGAGAAAUGGUGAAGAGAGGCGUGAAGAAAACUCCGGGAUGUAGCUGGAUCGAAGUAGGAAACCAGGUUUCAGCUUUUGUAGUUGGUGACUAUUCACACACGCACAUUGAGGAGGUUUUUGAGAUUUUAAACUGCAUCCAAUGUGAUAUGAGAAACUCAGACACUUUUGGACCUUGAGGAUUAAGAAGUGUUGUAUGAUUUGAAAGCGUGUAGAAAAAAUAGUCAUUGAGAAUAAAUUUCUUAACCUUGAUUAUUAGAGUAGUAUGAUUUAAUUUUUUUCUGUCAAGAUGUUAUAUUAUGAUUGAAGUGAUUAAACUGUUAUAUGUA